UGUCGAGGAAUUGAGGCAGGUGGUUGACCAUGCAGUUGGACAGAUCAUCAACCCUGCCAAGGUGAAGGAGAAACUUGUGGAGCAGCUUAAGACACAGAUAACUGAUCUUGAGAGGUUCAUUGAGUUUCUUCAAGGGGAAGCUACCAGCCCCGGACCUUUAGGAAAAGAUCGCUGCUUAUGUCCCAUGCAUGAGUGUAGCCAGACAUCAGCACCAUCCUCUGGCUGCAAACACAAAGGUGCUUCUCCAGCACAGCAGUCGAAACUGAAAUCUCAGUACAACUUCAGUGACACAGACCAGAACACUUCUAGUAACAAUCAGAUCAAUGACUCCACUGCUAACAUCAUGAAGAAGACUCUGACACUUCUACAAAUUUACAUCAUCAGUCAGCUGGGAUGUGGCAGUCGGGAUUUUAAACGCAACCUUCUGAAGAAGACCACUAAAGGAAACCAUUGGGGGGAUCUGAGAGCUAAGCUAGAGAUGGCUGUCACAAAAUGCAUUGAACUUGCUGAGCAACAGAAGCUGGAAGCUAAACAAGACACAGACAGUGAAGAUUACUCCUCAGAUUCAGAUGAGACCGUCCCUCAGUCGAGCCCAGCUUUAACGCAGUGUGUCCGCAAAGACCUGGCCAUGGCAAUCCGUGACCUUAUGGAGCAUGGGCUGAUGGAAAUUGGACAGUCUUCUAGUCUGGUCCCAUUCGGUUGCUUCCCGAGUCGGUCAGCUAGAGUCACACAGAUGCUUCAUGCAUGGGACUUGUUUCUCAAAUACUAUGAGAUGAAACAUGGUCGAGAGUACAACGAGUCCCCAGCCAGAAAACUCUCCCAGUCGUUUCACCUGGACAUGAUCGGCGGCAGGCCAAUCACCGCUAAGCAGACCUUCCUCGGAGCCAUUGACACAGUCAUCAAGUCCCACGCUCCACACAAGCGUAGUGAGGAUGCCCACCUGAAGGCGUUCAUUUGCUUGGCACUUAAUGAGAGAAAACUGGUCACCUGGCUGCGACUGUUGUUCAGAACACAGAUGUUGAUUGAUACGUAUUAUCAGGACUGGAGUUAUGUUGCUCGUACAGGAUUUGAAGAUGCUCUACAGUCACUAGAAAAAUUGCUGGUGAUCAACUUCAACUUGCCCGUUGACCUGGCAGUACGACCUUUCAGCAGCAUCCGGGAUGCUUUCUAA
This is a messenger RNA of Candidula unifasciata, 1171 nucleotides long. The record is from the annotation of a GenBank genome assembly. Lineage: Eukaryota; Metazoa; Mollusca; Gastropoda; Stylommatophora; Geomitridae.